CCAGGCAGCCAUCUCGCUUGCGGCGGCUAAUCCCAUUGCGGCCGGCGGCACGGCAACCAUCCAGAGCCCAACGCCCGGCGUCAAGAUCCAUCAUCUCCAGCCCUUUCACCAGUUCCCCCCCCCAGUUGGAUGCGCCGAACCUUCAGACCGUCGCUGUCUGCUUCGCCCUUCGCUCCUUUACAUCCUCCCUGCGUUUCCUGGCCAAUUUGGCCCGGUCGCCCUUGACGCCUGGACCUCCUCGUCGCGCGGCCCCGGGUCCUUUCCACCCCUCUCCGCCCUCAUUCCCUAUUUGUCGCCUAGGAUCUGACUACCUUUGUUUGACCUUGGCCCUCCUCUUCUCCUCUCUCCACCCUGCCACUCGCGGGGUCCACGGAGCUUCGAAGCCUCUUCUCCCCUUCAACCCUUUUACCCAAUCCGACUGGCCGCGGCUAAUUCACAUUAUUCCGAGCUUCACUGCCUUCGGAAUUUCUUGGAGAUCCGCGAUAUUUGAUCUCUCCCCCCUCGAAACCGUCAUACGACCCCUCCAUGCCAUCCUCUCGGACGUCCGGUUCGAACCCUAGUCUCUCCACCAUGUCCGCCCAUGUGUCGGCGGCUUCGACCCGCCCCGCCAACGGCGAACCCUACUCGAAGACCGAACACACGUCGCCAGACCCCCAACCGACCACCGUGAACCGCAAAAAGCAGAAACGCCGGCAAAAGCAAGCUGCCCGCAUGGCCGCGGAACGUCAGUUUGAGAAUGGCCAUGUCCACCACCCGGACGCCGCAGAAGAGAACAGUCUGAGCCCCGUCGGACCCGAAAGCCACCCAUCCGACGACCACGACUUCGACGACUCCGUUGACGGCGACGUGUACUACGACGAAGAACCCCGAAUACUCGGCGCGCAUCCUGCCAUGUCCGCCCCGUCGACCGUCGAUGCGCGCGACGAUCACUCGAAAACGCCGGGCCGAAAGUCGAAGAAGAAGAAGGGCAAGAAAGGUCGCAGCGGCUCCCAAACCCUCGGUGACGAAAGUUCGACUCCCUUGUCUACCCCUUCGGUCUCGAUGUCCCACCCUCUCGUCCCCCCUCUCCCGCCGCAUUUCGGUGCCCGCACAAUCCUGAAGUCGGCAAAAGAUCGCAGCAUAUGGAACACGUCGACCCAGGAGGAGCGCGAAAAUAUCAAGGCCUUUUGGCUCGAGCUGGGCGAGGAGGAACGACGACAGCUCGUCAAGGUAGAGAAAGACGCGGUCCUGAAGAAGAUGAAAGAACAGCAAAAGCAUUCGUGCAGUUGUACAGUCUGCGGGAGGAAACGAACCGCUAUCGAAGAGGAACUCGAAGUACUUUACGACGCUUAUUAUGAAGAACUUGAACAGUACGCAAAUAAUAACCAAGGCUCCUUCGAGAAGGGCCCGCCCAUCAUGCCGCCUCCCCGCCUAUAUCAUCCACCCCUGCGUUCUCCCGGCCAACACACGCGGACGCAAGGCCAAUUUCAUCCCUCGCGAGGUAGAAUUCAUGAGUUGCCCGAGGACGACGAAGAUUUGGAGGAAGACUACGAUGAAGAUGACGAGGACGAUGAGCCCUACAGUGAUGAAGAAUAUGAAGAUGACGACACGCGUGCCGCUCGCGCAGAUUUCUUCGCUUUUGGGAAUAGUUUGACUGUUAAAGAUGGUAUUCUUACAGUUGCAGACGAUCUUCUCAAAAAUGAUGGGAAACAUUUCAUCGACAUGAUGGAGCAACUAGCCGAACGCAGGAUGCAGCGUGAGGAGGAUACCCAAUUCGGAAUCACCGCCGCUCACCAGUCCCUUCAUGCCGGUCAUAAUCAUGGUCCAUACGAUGAGGAGGAUUACGAUGAGGAAGAGGAGGAUGAAUAUGACAGCCAAGAGGAUGAAGAAUACGAGGAGGAUGAAAUGGAUGCUAUGACCGAGGAGCAACGCAUGGAGGAAGGCCGACGAAUGUUCCAGAUAUUUGCCGCCCGGAUGUUUGAACAGCGCGUCUUAACAGCUUACCGGGAAAAAGUCGCCGAGCAACGCCAGAAAAAGCUGAUUGAAGAACUCUUGGAGGAAGAAUCUCGGACCGAGCAGCGGAACGCUAAGAAGGCUCGCGAAGCCCAGAAACGGAAAGAUAAGAAGAAGCUUCAGAAGCAGGCGAAGGAAGAAGAGAAAGCUCGCCGAGACGCCGAGAAGGCAGCCGAGGAAGCAGCACUCAAAGCCGAGCAAGCGAAGAAGCUAGAGGAGCAGAAGAGGAAACGAGAGGAGCAGCGGAAGAAGCGCGAAGCUGAGAGGAAAGCUCAGGAAGAAGAAAAGGCUCGUCGAGAAGCUGAUAAGCAGCGAAGGCUGCGUGAAGAGCGCGAACGACAAGCGGAGCUAGAGCGCAAACAUCGUGAGCAAAAAGAGCAGGAAAAGCGACGGCGGGAGGAAGCGCGACGCAGAGAACAGGAGGAGCGGGAAGACCGAGAAUCGAAGGAAAACAAAGCUCGGGAAGAACGAGAGCGCAAAGCACGCGAUGGGCAGGUACGAAGGCAUCGGGAUAGCACAGGAAGAGUCGAAUAUGAUCAAUCCGAUGCUCUCGGCAGCCGAGCGUCGCAGCCAGGACCGAUGCCGAUGUCAACUAGCCUGCAGCAGCAUGUCCAAGGACCUUCUGGACACCUACAGUCGCCACACCUGUCAGGUGCAACGCCGAUUGUCCCCAAAGCUCCGACACCUGCCCGGGCCCGCCAGCCGUCUCAACAGGGCUCGCACACUUCGUCCCCACGGUCCCAGGCGGCCAGCGCAGAACCUUCGCAGACUUCCAUCUCUCCUCGAUCCAUGGGCCCGUCCCAAUCGUCGGGAGCCUCGAGCGUGACCUCGAAACAAAGCCAAGGAUAUCCCAUGUUGCAUCACCCUCAACCGUCUACCCCCCUUUCCCCCCUCGGUGCGAUGGGCAGAUCUCACCCACCCGGGUUUCCGAGUCCUAACGGCCUGCCCUCAAAUCCUCCCGGGUUAACUGGAAUGGUUCCUCGACCGCCCAUGGGCCAUGAACUACCCACGUAUCCGCCGCAUACUGGCCCUCUCAUGAGUCAACUGCGAGGGUUCCCUGCACCAAACGGGAUCCCUAUGCCGCCCGGUAUUAAUGGCACCCGUCAAAUGCCACCUGGACGUGGUUUCCCGCUUGACCCAGGACACGGUCUUCCAUUCCAUGCCCCAGCACCGCUCUCGAGCGCGUUCUCUGCGCAGCAGAGCGGACUCUCCCAUGGCCAUUCCCGAAAGCCCUCCAACUCGUUCGAGCGAUCUCCUCUUGACACGCAUGCCCAACCGUUCCCCAUCUCUCGUCCUAGUCCGAUAAAGCGUCCAUCCAGUACCCAGCAGGAUCAGCAUGGCGAUAUCAACCGCACUACACAGCGAGACAUGGACAAUCUAAGUGCUCGAUUUGGAAGCAGUGCCCUUCUUGAUGACAGUGACGCUCCUUUUUCUUCGAAUCUUUCUCAAUCGCUUCCUGGCGCCACCGUUCCAGGCUCUUUACCGGGUCCGACUCGAGCCAGCUUUGCCGCACCUUCGUUGUUCCCGGACCCUCUCGGAGGUAAGUAUUUAUUAGCCAAUAUCCCAGCCAAAUACUUUGGCGAGUUUUCAAGUCCAGCGUUAACGUUUGUCCCAAUAGCAUCCAAACACUCUAGCUUCUCCAUGAACACUGGUGUAGGAAGCAAUCCCUGGGGUGGACACGUGGGAUUUGGGGCCUCUGCUUUCCCCGGAACUCCAACCUGGGGAACUGCACAUGGUCAGUACCCUGUGUGAUUUGUAUCUGUGUUGCUUUACUGACAAUCAUGACUAGGGAGCGGCUGGUCCAACAAUGCAUUCGGGUCGGGUGGUCACCAUCGUGCGCAUACAUCUCGACCAGUUGCCAUUCGGUUGCUGGUGAUUGAAGCGUGGAAGCAACUGAACACCCUAAGCCCUUCCAAAGGAGCCAGCAGUCAUCAUGAUGCCAAGAAGUUGCUUCGCCAAGUUGAUCAACUGCGGCCAUCCAAUGAGCCCUCCAUCUCGCUCAAGGAGAUGCUCGACAUCUGCGACACGGAAGGCAACUCGCAAAACGGGGGUGGUUCAUUCUCCAUCAAGAGCGACUCAAUGGGCGAGUUCGUCAAGUUCGAGCCCGAUACUAACAGCGCUACCUCAGGACAUAGAGGCAGCAUUGUUCCUGGUGAAAUUGGAAGUCCGAUUCCGAGUAGCAGCAUACCGGCGUUUGGCGGGAUUGGUACUACACCAUCGGUGCUUCGGCAGUAUUCUUCUCCACCGACGGGUUUCUAAGGCGUUUGGCUUUUUUCCUUCUAUUUACGGCAUUCUCUCAGUGGAAAUGGGGGAGUCUUCUAUGCACACUUUCCGUUUCUUUCUUUUCGUUACCCUGGUUUCAUGUCCGUGUCUUUUUUUUCUUUCUUCUUUUUGGUCGUUCAGUGUCU
This is a messenger RNA of Aspergillus melleus, 4400 nucleotides long. It is a transcript of the gene NST1, whose product is annotated as Stress response protein nst1, variant 2. The transcript has 4 exons. Bases 526 to 3744 code for a protein of 1072 amino acids. NCBI's taxonomy places the organism in Eukaryota, Fungi, Ascomycota, Eurotiomycetes, Eurotiales, Aspergillaceae. The record is from RefSeq and is a predicted model, not a curated record.